AUAUGCGGCAAGCUUUUGUUUUCGAUAUCAAUUUCUGUAACCGUCAGAGCUCCAAGAACAAGGCCCUUGCAGCAGACACAUCCGUGCACGACAAAACGAAUAUAUCCAUUAUAGCGUGAAAAAAGUUAAAUAAAUCCAACAAUAAUAACAAAUAAUAUUGAAAGCAGUGAUUAAAAAAUGGGAAAAAUAUAUGAAGAGAAGAUUUUAGCGAAAAGCUUCAAGUUUAGUAAAUACGCGAGUAACUAACCGAGCACAAGCAUACGCGCACCCAGUGAUAAUUUCAUUAUGAUAUAAACAACGGUGCUAUUAUGUGUGUGUGUGUGUGUGUGUGUGUGUGUGUGUGGGUGUGUGGGGAUUACAUAUUUGAUCCUCUUCUGUGCUUAUUUGAAUAGAAAUUUGAAACAACAAUGAUGCUAUUGUUGCUACCAUUGAAAAACAGCAGAUAGUCAAUGGUUCAUAGUUUGAAAAAAACAUUUUAAAUAACGAGUCUUAUAACUUAUGUGAGGCAAAUUUAUUAGCGCGGCAGCAGAAUUUUUUACGUAUGUUAACGGCUUUAUAAAAAGCAUUGUAAAAAUGUUUUCCAUUCGAAUGGAUUUUGUAUUGUUUUGUAAAGUGCUGUUGAAACGAGCUUAAAUAUGCAAAAUAAAAAUUCGAAACUAAUUAUUUGUGUGCAAUAUUUAUAUAAUGUAAAUAAUCGAAAAAAAAAAAUGCAUAACACAUACUCUAUAUACUGUUGGUCUUUUCAAACUUCAUCAACGUGUAUUAAUUCGUUAGAACAAAGGCAACUAAAAUGAUACAAUAUCGAAUACUAAUAACCUGAUCUCUUGAAUUGCGCGGAAAUACUAUAUUCGAUGUAAGACGGCUUUGUUCCAAUUAUUUUGAAAUGAUGGGCGUGCCAAUUGAUUUACUUCUUGUCUUAUAGGUGUAUAGUCGGGGGAGGCCAAUCUUAGUUUUAACAUACAUAACUUAUUUGCUAGGCUUACUACUUCGGCUCGGAUAAACACACAAUUAGUUAAGUGUACGGACGAACAGGCGAACUUUAAGACUUAUGCCUUACAAGGUUAUUAGGUUGUAGAGUAUAAGAAUUGGGUUAGAUUGAACUUCUUUUCGCGCAGCCUGCAACCGUUUUGUAUAUUUUUCCAACGCAACAUUCUCGCAACACUCUUUAGCAUUCUAGAUUUGGUUUAAAGGCUAUAUCUCUUAAGCAGUGACUGAGUGGGCAGAUUACAUUUAUUUUCAAAACUGAUCUGUUGCCACUAUGUGCUUUUAGUAGUAUUAUCUUAAUUUUUGGAGCCUAGAGUAUUCCAUCGAAGGAGGGCAGGCACACGGACGAACGGACAGCCGGGCAGUGUAAAACUUGCACUUAUGGAAAGCAUGCAUCCUUAACGUGGAGGAGGACAAUUCGAGAAAGCUACUUAGUCAGUAUGAGAGCAAAGGAAGCCACAUGAUAAACAGACAAUUUUCGUUAUUCGAACUGCAUCAGACGUAGAUAAAGACGCAGUUUAGUGACCAAUAUUAUUGAGAAUGAGUUUUCGCCUAUCCGAAGUUAUUUCACAUGUCUUGACCAAGAGUUCAGUUAACACGAUUUUAGUUUUUUUAUACUACACAAUUUAUUGUUAACCGCCCCGAUUCAAGAUAAAUUCUUCCAUUGUUUGAUUUGUUUAUCGGAACGAUCGCAAAAACCGAAUUCAUAUGUAGCUUCUAAGAGAAAAUUAAAAAAAAAAAAAAAGAAGAAAUUGGCUCCUGAUGUUGAGAAGAGGGUCUCCUAUGGUGUGUGCGUUUGUAUAAAAAGGGAAACACAUUGUAUUCCCAUUUGCAUACUCUCGUCUUUAUUUUUUUUAAUAUAAUCUGUUUAACUAGUUGUAGCUAAAUGGUUAAAAAAAAAAAUUAAAACUGCGACGGUAUUUGUUUGCCUUAAUCUAUAUCGGAAGGUGCGUGUGCUGUUUUGCACUCUUUCGGUUUGUUUUAUUUUUAUUUCCAAUACCAGUUCAUUUAUAAAUCAAUGUAAUGAAAACGAUUAAUUCAGUCAAAAAGAAAAAUUUAAAAUUCUAUAAAGACUAUUAGUGCUACACGUAGUCAAAGGAUCAAAUAAAUCAGAGAAGUGACUUCAUGACCUUCGCGCUCUUCAACUUUUUAAGCCGAUUGUACGGAAAAGUAUUAUUUAUUUUUUUUACUUUUUUUUUUCAUUUCAUUCGCAUCAAUCAUAUCAGUAAGAGCGCGUAGUACAUGCAUUACCGUUGUUUCUAUACUUAAACAUAUUUUGAUGAGGAAUUUUUAUUGAGCACAAUAGAACACAAGAAAAUGUUCCUGUAGAGAUGGCAAAAAUUUCACGACGUGCUCUGGCCUCGUCGACUACAACAUUGAUUUUAAAUAAUAGUACUUCAGGAAUUUCAACAUCGACAUUAAAUAAUCAAUCAUCAACGGCCUUCACAUCGGCAGCAACGCGAACAUAUGCAACAAACUCUGAAGAAAGCUCUACUCCGACAAGCUAUUCAUUUACUGGCAAUUCAAGUUAUCCAGAUCCGUUGCGUUUGCAUAACGCUAAUGAUAGCGGUGUGGGUGAGAAAUAUCCAACCUACACAUAUACAACAACGACUCUUAGUCCAAAUAAAUAUGUGCCGUUUACUGCCUCACCAAUACCCGCAGACAUUUAUAAUAAAACCCUACAAGCUCAAAUUUUGGCAGCGGAACGUGAACGCAUUCGAGCCGAGUUUUUUGCGACAUAUGACGUCAUGACUGGAGUACGUAUAGCCGCUACUUUAGGUGGGUUUUUCGGUCUUAUGGUCUUUUUAAUUGUUUGGAAGAGCAGGAGCAGUUCCAAUGAGACCAUGAAAGUUUUGAAGGAUCCCAAAAUGGCCGCUGUAGCUGCCGUAUGCAUGCAGGAAGAGGAAGAACGUGAAAUUCAAGAAGCUAUGGUGGCCACUGGCCUUUCUAUAUACCCAGAUGAAUAUGACGCCAUACUUUACAGACGCCAGCGUAUGUUAUCGUUAGGUAAUGUAAGUGCUCCACCCAUGCUUAAUCGGGGAUUUCGUUUCUCUUCGGUGGGCGGAGGUGGCUAUAGUAGCUUGCUGGAGCCACCAAGAAGAUUUUCAUUUUCUGCUGCAUCCGGAGCUUUAAGUAUAGGCGGCGGUAGUUACGUUGCUACGCGAAAGAGGAGCGGAUCGGAAACUUCACGUAUAUUUAGCAACUACCCUAUGGGUAGUUUUGGUGCAGACGAUUAUUUUAUGGAGACCGAUGAUGAGGUAGAGAAUGGCGAUUACGUUCCGCAGGACAAUGCAAAACAAUUAAACGAAGUAGGAAGGGAGGCGGAAAGGAAAGAUUCUAUCAAAAGUAAACACGGUUUUCUUAAAGUACCAUUAACGGGUCAGGACUCACGCCGCAGUAGUGCUAUGACUUGCUGUAGUAGUGACAGCUCUUAUUUAGAAAGACGCUAUUCAGCGUUCACCUUGGGUAUGGCAAAUCUGCCCAAUACAUUACAACGUAAACAUUCAACGGCUUCACGAACAUCGAGCACUGAUAAUUGGGAUUAUUAUUAUCCUGACAUACAAGUGAUUCAACCUACACCAAAGUCUUCACCGUGUCCCUCGGAACGCAGCAUUUAUGAUCAAUUACAAUCUCAUAUACCGACUCAAACUAUAAAAACAACGACGUCUUCUGCCACUUCAACAGUACAGACCAAUUCGCGUGGUGUGAUAAGUUCAACUGUGACAACCAGCAAGACUGUAAAACCAACAAGCUCUUUAACCCCUCUCAGGACUUCCAUUUCUUCAGUUCCAUCUACUACGAAAGUUCAACCUUCCGCCACCUUCAUACGUAAGCACAGUAUAGCUUAUUACGAUCCAGAAAGUGCCCAGUCAGGGCGGAAACAGCAAAUACAUUCAAUUAGUGCCGACACGGUUGACGUCUAUCCGUACAAUCAACCCUUGUGUGAGCGUGGCAUAUAUGAGGAUUUGCCACCGAUGCAAAUCCCACACACACCACCAUCAGAUGUUCGUCAAAAUCUCGUUCACCCGAGCGAAUCGCCAAUGGAAGACAUACGUUUGAAUGCAAGACGCAAAGUUGCUGUCGUGGAACUUCCUCGUAUACCGUAUCCCGAACAAACAACACCGCCUAGCCUAGCGACCUUAACCUGUGAGAAUAAUAAUACCUUUUCAAUAUUCGCGAACACCGCAGCCGCCCUAGCAGCUGCUAACUCCAGCAGUAUAAGUGUAGACAGUACUCCAUUGAGCAUUGAUAAGUUAAAUGGCAGCGGUAGUUUGGGUACCGUAUCCGCUAAAGCUAUAUUCAAUGCCAACAGAAGAGCGCCGUUAGCUUCAUUAAGUUCCUUUAAGAUUUCCUCUCUGGAAUAUCAAGAUUCCGAAAUGCGUUCGUUGGACGAAGAUUCGGUUUUUAUUGAAAGCGCUGCAGACACCGACGAAGACAUGCAACAGCUAAGCAGUGACAGUGAAGAAGUGAGUUUAGGUAGCAGUCAUGAGAUUGAUUUAGUUGCACAAGAUCAUGAGAGUCUAGUACCUGAUUCGGCCGAAGAACAGGACUCAAUAAGAGGAGCUAUACCACGUACCUGUCACCUGCCGGCCAAAUAUUGCGGUGAGAAACGUUAUAGUUUGGGUGAAUCCUUAACUGUGACACCUACCAUCAACGCCACCAAUUUAUUGGGUAGUACAGCCAUAACUGCCAGUGCGCGUGCCCGUCGGUCUUUAUUACAACGGCACCGUACAAUUAGUGUUUCUUCCAGUGAUCGGGUAACACUGUUGGGACAGCAACUCAAAGAGUUUCCCAGCAGUGGCACUCAAACACCCUCCUCAAGUGUCGAGUCUAGAGCUCCCUUGGAAACUCACUUUGGAGCCAUUAUUUGCACAAAUAGCCCACCCGCACACCAGCGACGUCGUGCUCAAUUGCUGCAGCAAUAUAGCGAUCCGUAUAGUCAGCCUACUACAACUACAACGACUACGACUACAGCGACAGAAGAAGAGACCUGCUCGACUAUGAAUACGGAAUUGGGCGCUGUUGGAGUUUACGGCGGCAUUGAAUUGUCAGUUACACCUGAUAGCUUAGGUGGGACUGACGUCACCACCACAGCCAGCAAUGAAACUGCAAUAUUAGGUAGCGGCGGUCGUGCCUCUACCAGUUUAACCCAACACAGUAGUUUAGCUACAGUGAUUAGUUUUGGUCAUGUCAGUCCAUUAACCGAGAGCCAAACAUGUACAAGCGCUUCUUUAGGCGUGGUGGUAAGUGAUGACUUCCCCGAAGUUUCAAGCAAACACAAACAUGCACAGCAACAACUGCCACUUGCUCUAGUAACUAAUGACCCCUGCGGUUCUUCGAUAUCGGAUUCAUUUAUACAACAACACCAUCAUCCUUUGAUCAGUAUGCCUUCCUCGCUCAAAAGUCUUAUAGUACGCGGUUCUUCCUCACAAGCAGUUGCAAAAUUAGGAAACGUAAGUCGUAGCGCUACUAAUUUAACAAGCGCUAAAGAAGCUGACGAUGAUAGUAUUUUAUAUGCCGACCAUCGCAGUCCCUGUCCUUCCCUAAUGUUAGAGCUUCCCCUUAUCAAAUUGCCAACGGAAGAUAGUUCUCCCGAAAAUUCGUUAACUUCUGAACUAAACGCUGAUGUUGAACCGAGGCAAUGUAAAAGUGAUCAAACCGGUUAUUCUAGCUUACCGGGUUCCGCACGCAAAUGGUCCAGAGAAACAUUAUUCUAGCUAGAAUUGCUCUUGACGACAAACAAAUCGUCUAAACAGUUUGCAACCAAAACGGUUUAUAGUUACUUGACGAUUUAUCGAGACAUAAACCAUAACUAAUCAAGGAAUUUGUUACUGUUAUAUUCUUACGUAAAUGAGCUUGUAAAAGUUUGUUUUAGUUUUUUAUGUAAUGACUAACGAGUACGUUA
Messenger RNA from Glossina fuscipes, 5890 nucleotides. RefSeq lists its product as uncharacterized. Bases 2316 to 5702 code for a protein of 1128 amino acids. The transcript has 5 exons. NCBI's taxonomy places the organism in Eukaryota, Metazoa, Arthropoda, Insecta, Diptera, Glossinidae. The record is from RefSeq and is a predicted model, not a curated record.